Pollicipes pollicipes is the source of this 4854-nucleotide messenger RNA. It is a transcript of the gene Sin3A, whose product is annotated as SIN3 transcription regulator family member A. Gene Ontology annotation, biological process: negative regulation of transcription by RNA polymerase II. The coding region runs from base 48 to 4250 and encodes 1400 amino acids. The transcript is spliced from 19 exons. The record is from RefSeq and is a predicted model, not a curated record. Lineage: Eukaryota; Metazoa; Arthropoda; Thecostraca; Pollicipedomorpha; Pollicipedidae. Gene Ontology annotation, cellular component: Sin3-type complex; chromatin. Gene Ontology annotation, molecular function: transcription corepressor activity.
UGCCGGCUGGGCCGCCGCCGCUGCCGCAGGCGCCGCUCGCCUCUCAUAUGGUGCACGGGCUCAUGACGUACCAGCAGGCACCGCUUGGCGCCGGUCACGUCACCUACGGCGAGAACCUGUCGGUGAAACCGGACGGCGCGACGGUGGUGUACUCGGGAGCCGGCGCCACGCCGCUCUCGUCCGCCGCGCAGAGCUCACACGUGGGGACGAGUGUGACAGUGUCUGUAACCAGCUCUCUGCACACGCUGUCGAACGCCAGCAGCGCCAGUGUCCACCUGCCGCAGACACACCCGAUGGCCAUCAGAAGACCGACGUCGGCGAUGGCGGCGGCCAUGGUGAUCGGUGCGGUGAGCGCGGCCAAGCCCGGCUCGCUGUCGGCCGCCGGGCAGGCCGGCGCCGCCCAGGCCGCCGCCGACGCGGCCGCCGCCCAGCCCAGCUACCAGCGGCUCAAGGUCGAAGACGCGCUCUCGUACCUGGAUCAGGUGAAGUCCAAGUUCCAAAACAACCCGGAGGUGUACAACGACUUCCUCGACAUCAUGAAGGAGUUCAAAGCUCAGAAUAUCGACACGCCAGGCGUGAUCACGCGCGUCUCCAGGCUGUUUUGUGGCCACCCGGCGCUCAUCGUCGGCUUCAACACGUUCCUGCCGCCCGGCUACAAGAUCGAAGUCCAGUCGACCAACGACCGUUUGCAGGUGUCGAUGACGGCGCCAGGCCAGGUCACCACCGUGGUGCAGACGCCCACCGGCGACUUCCAGACGUAUUCGGACACGGUGGGCCCGGUCCCGCCGCCGCCGCCGCCGCCGCCGCCUCCGCAGCAGCAGCAGCAGCCGCCACCACCGCAGCCGCAGCAGCCGACGGCCGGCGCGCCCGGCGCCGCCCCCAAACCCAGCCACCAGCCGAGCGGCCAGCCGCCCAGGAGCAACUACGGCACCAACAACAUCCUGUCUUCGUUGGGCGGCCCGUCGGGCGCCGGCGGCGGCCACCAUGUCACCUCGCACCACUCGUACAACCAGCCACCGCCGGCGCCGGUGGUGCCGCAGCCGGCGCCGGCCGUCGCCACCGCCGCUGCCGCCGCCGCAGCCGCAGCCGCGGCCGCGGCCGCGGCUGCCAACAUGCCCAACCAGGGCGUGGGUGGCGCGCAGCAGAGCCAGCCGGUCGAGUUCAACCACGCCAUUAACUACGUCAACAAGAUCAAGAACCGGUUCCAGGGCCAGCCGGACGUUUAUAAGCAGUUCCUGGAGAUCCUGCACACGUACCAAAAGGACCAGCGCAGCCUGAAGGAUGGUCUGCCGCCCAGCGGGCCUUCGUUGACCGAGACGGAGGUGUACGCCAAGGUGGCCACCCUCUUCCAGAGCCACGAGGACCUCAUGGACGAGUUCGGGCAGUUCUUACCAGACGCCACCAACGGCAACGCUAUCACCGCCGUCAACAACUCUCGCUCUGUGAAUCAGGAUCACGCCCUGGGCCUGAAGAAGCCCAUGAAGCCAAGCUUCCAGCCGACGGCGAAGCAGCAGCUAAAGCGGCCUCUGCCGACGCCGCCGGUAGCGUCCGUGCCCAGCAAGAAGCCGCGUGUUGGCGUCGGCGUAGUCAAAGACGUGACUUUGGCCGAGGCCGGCAAGUACGCGUCGCUCAACGAGUACGCCUUCUUCGACGAGGUGAGGAAGACACUGAAAAACCAAGAUUCUUACAACAACUUUUUGCGCGUGCUCUCCCUGUACAACACGGAGAUCAUAUCUCGGCUGGAUGUCAUCCAGUUAUUGUCACCAUUCCUCGGAAAACAGCCGGUCUUGCUGAAGUGGCUGAAGGAUUUCAUGGGUGUCAAGGAGGGCCGCGAGACGGUGGAGCCCAUCCCGCUGGGCAUGGCCAAACAGGAGCGUGUCUCCGGUGAUCAGGCCAUCGAGAUAGACUACUCCACGUGCAAGCGUCUGGGCGCGUCGUACUGCGCGCUGCCCAAGUCGUACCCGCAGCCGCGCUGCUCGGGCCGCACCCAGCUCUGUCGCGAGGUGCUCAACGACACCUGGGUGUCGUUCCCCUCCUAUUCGGAGGACUCGACGUUUGUUACGUCACGCAAGACCCAGUACGAGGAGUACAUCUACCGCUGCGAGGACGAGCGGUUUGAGCUGGACAUGGUGCUGGAGACAAACCUCUCCACUAUCCGCAUCCUGGAGGGCGUGCAGAAGAAGUUGUCGCGGAUGGCGCCAGAGGACGCGGCGCGCUACCGGCUGGACGACUGUCUAGGCGGCACCUCGCCCACCAUCCACCAGCGCGCCGUGCGCCGUAUCUACGGCGAUAAGGCCACCGACAUCGUCGACGGCCUGAAGAAGAACCCGAUCGUGGCCGUGCCUGUGGUGCUGCGCCGACUCAAGGCCAAGCAGGACGAGUGGCGCGAGGCGCAGAAGGGCUACAACAAGAUCUGGCGGGAGCAGAACGAGAAGUAUUACUUGAAGUCGCUGGACCCGCAGGGGGUCAACUUCAAGCAGAACGACGUGAAAAUGCUGCGCUCGAAGGCACUGCUCAACGAGCUGUACACGCUGUUCGACGAGCGUCACGAGCAGCUAGAGGAGGCGGGUGACCCGUCGUCGAGCGGCGGUCCACACACAGAGUUCGUGUACGCCAACAAACACCUGCUGAACGACGCUGCGAACCUCAUCAUCCACCACGUGAAGCGGCAGACGGGCAUCCAGAAAGAGGACAAGGCCAAGAUCAAGCACCUGCUGCGCCAGACGCUGCCUGGCAUGUUCUAUCACCCCAAACAGGAGCUCAGCGACGACGAGCGCGACGACGACGACGAGGCUGACGCCGACGACGAGUCUGACGACGACGAGGCCUCGCGGCCGUCAGAGCGGCGCACGCGCAGCCAGAAGCUGCGCCGCUCCGAAGCGCGCCGCGGCCCCGAGCGUAAGCUGAACGGUGCGCCGGGCGCCGCCGAUCCCGGUGAGCCGGCCGUCGACGACGACGCCGGCGAGUGUUACACGCUUUUCAUGGCAAGCAGCAACUGGUAUCUGUUCCUGCGGCUGCACCACAUCCUGUGCGAGCGGCUCAAUAAAAUCUACGAGCGCGCCGUCAUCAUGGCAGCCGAGGAGGAGCAGAACAAGAAGCUGCGCACAGAGUCCACAGCCAUCGCGCUCCGCCUCAAGCCCAAGAACGAGAUCGACAUUGAGGAUUACUACCCCGCCUUCCUGGACAUGGUGAAAAACGUAUUGGACAACAACAUGGACUCUUCUCAGUUUGAGGACACCCUCCGUGAGAUGUUCGGCAUCCACGCGUACAAUGCCUUCACCACGGACAAGAUCGUCUCGGGCGCUGUGCGCCAGCUGCAGCACAUCGUUACUGAGACCGUGGCUCAGAUGACUCUGAAGGAGUACCUGCUCGAAUCGGCGAACGGUGGCGCCGGCGGGCCCUGUGUCGCCGCCGAACAGCGCGAAGCUCGUGAGACGGCCUACACCAAACGGGUCGAGCAAAUGCUGACGGAAGAGAACGAGCACUGCAUGAAAAUAUACCUGUUCAAAAACGCGGCGCGCAUGACGGUCGAGCUGCUGGACACGACCGACUCGGAGGACUCUGAGGACUGCUUCAACGAGGAGAAGCGCCGCUCCAACUACCAGGAGAAGUACGCCUCGCCGAGCCACCAUACCGACGACGAGCUGAAGGCGCAGAACAUGAACCUGCCGCUCUUCCUGCCGCGCAUCGUGCGCCGCAUGCGGCGGCUCGUCUUCCCGCCGGGCGUCGGCGUCAAGCGCGAGCGCGACGACACCACGCCCACCUCGUCCGGCGACAGGGACAACGAUGACGAGUCAAGCAUGGACGUGGACGCCGGCGACGCGUCGCCCGACGCCAGCCGCAAGCCCAAGCGGAAACCGGAGCCGCUCGACAUCGACGGCGACGAGCACUUCAAGCUGGCCGCCAACUACCGCAUGAUGCGUGUGGUCGACAGCGGGGACUAUCUGCACAAGCGGGGCGCGCUCACCAAGGCCCGACGGACGCACUGCCAGGUGUCGUGCCAUCUGAGCGCGCGGUUCCGCGCCUGGCACGACCGGUGGCUGGAGCACCACGUGUCGGCGCGCCAGCAGCAGCUCUGCACCGACUGGCUGCUGGGCCGGCUGGACGGCAUCAAGCCCAGCCGUACCAGCGUGCUGCGCAACAACGACCUGCAGCGGGCGCCGUACGCGCCCUACAGCCGGUACCGGGUCGAGUGGCUGGAGGUCGGCCCGCCCCCGCCAGCCUCCAGUGUUGCCGCGAUUGACAAGUGAACGCGCGCCACCGAAGGUGUCUUGUGCGACCGGAGGGCGGCGGCUGGUCCCGGCCUCCGCCGCCACCGCGCUAUUGACGUGAACUGUGCCUGUCGGACGCUCGCCGACGGCGGACUAAGUCAGCCAGGCAGACAGCACGCGGCGACGACAGUGAUCGGAGAGGCGCGCCGGCGCCGGCGCGUGGCGGCUGCGCUCGUCGGGGUGCCGCACCGCCGACCGCGCAGAGUGCGGAGAUGGCGGCGCGGGGGCUGCGAGCUGCGGCGGAACUCCCCGGCUGCACCCUGGCCUAGUGUUUGUGUGUUGGAGGAAUACUUGAACCGUGACGCAUUUGGACGGGCCGACCGCGUCCCGGAUGGCGGCGCGGAGACAAACAGCAGGCCGGCUGUGAUUGGCUGACCACGGCCGGCGCCGCACGUACAAAGCCGUCCGGCCCGCCUCGCGGCGCCGCGAUAAUUUAUAAAUGAUGUUUGUACCGUGUUUGGUCGUGUAUUGACCGCCCAUUGCCUCUGACGAUUCAAGUAUUCUGUCUUAUUGUACUGUCUUUAAGUGUAAGUGCUCACUUGUCUUGAACUUAGAUAUAGAAUACAUCGCUGGCGGCCAGGCA